CCCGGAAUUACCAAGAUAUAAAAAGGGAUGCUGGCGGGGGUGAGGCAUCCAGCCAGGUGCGGGAGCACUCCAUUUGCCUCUUCCAAGCCAUGGUGGAGGCUGUGCUGCGGCAAAGGAAGAAGGAAAUGAAGAGGACAGUGCACAGGAGCCUUCUCCCACUCUACUUUCACAUGAGAGACCAGAGUGAGAGCGUAGCAAAGGCCUCUGGGGAAGCUCUCGCCGUGACUGCAGAGUUUCUGCGAUGCAAGGAGCUGAAGCGCUUGGCCCAGACAGAACAGACGUGGAGGAUCGGGGAGUGCUUGCUGCAGCAGGACAGAGGCAGAGUAGAAGAAUACCUGCAGCAGAGCCAGCCCUACCUGCAGGCCACUCAGACCGACUUGCGACUUGAGGCCGUCAGAUUCAUUGGUCUUGCUGCGCGCUACUGCGAGGACCAGAGCGAGGAGAAGCUGAAUGAAAUCCUCAGAGUCCUCCGGCCUUCAGAGAAAGACCCGGAACCCAUGGUCCGUUCCGGGGCAGUUGAAACCACCGUGAUGCUGACGUCAAGGCAUACCGCAACGUCAGGACGGAGAUUUCCACUGCCGUGUUGCCGCUAGCCCCGCAGCAGUCCUCAAAAGAGCAAUAUAUAUAUUUAAUAGAACUAGGUUGUUGUCUCGUUAUUCCAGCAGCUCCUUCACAGUGACUCGGUGCCAUGACGCUGAGCUAACUUGGAGGCCACCAUGGACGUCUUUUCCCUGGGCCCGGUGACUGCAUGGUGCCUACUCAAUCAGUGAAAGAGUCACAGAACCCUUGCGCUUGGAAAAGGGCCUUCAGCUCAAGUCCAAGCGUCAGCUAACACCACCAGGCCCACCACAAAACCACGGCCCUUAGCGCCAAGUCCACGCAUUUCUUUAAUAGCUCCAGGCCUGGGACUCCAGCAGUGCCCUGGGCAGCCGGUUCCACCCUUUGCAUGAAGAAAUUCUUCCUGACAUCCCAUCCUGUGAGUCCACCUGUGGUAGGUGCGCCCAGGUAGAAGAACUGCUCAGCCUCCUGGCAGAGCUUCGGGAGGAGGUGGGCAGGCUGAGGAGCACCAGGGAGUCGGAGAAGGUUGAACUGUACUGUGCCAGCCCUGGGACAGAUGCGUCAGGCAGACACAGCAGAGGAAAUGGAGGAUCCCCUACCCUCUGGCCAUCAGGCAGAAGGAGUGCAUCUCAGUGACGAAGGGAUGGAAGUUUAGAUCUGCUCGGGGCAGCAGGCGGACCCCUCCUUGCCUACCUCACCUUCCUUUCAGGUGCCCUGAAACAACAGACUCUGGAAGUAAUGGACACACAAACGAUGAUGUGCAUGAAGGUCCAUCCAGGUUGGAGGGGUUUUCUAGGGCAAGUCAGCCUUCCCCAGUAUCACGACCACCUCCAUCAAGAAGAAGAGAAGGGUUACUGUCAUAAGUGACUCCCUUCUGAGCAGAACAGAGGGCCGCAUAUGCCGGCCUGACCCAACCCAUGGAGAAGUCUGCUGUCUCCCAGGAGAUCAGGGUAAAAGGUGUUUCUGGAGAGCUCA
Messenger RNA from Anas platyrhynchos (mallard), 1533 nucleotides. The record is from RefSeq and is a predicted model, not a curated record. NCBI's taxonomy places the organism in Eukaryota, Metazoa, Chordata, Aves, Anseriformes, Anatidae.